AUGAGCGCAGAAUUAAACACCAUGCUGAACGCUCAGCGUGACAUCCAUUAUCGCAUGUCAAGAUCGAUGGACAAUCUGAGGAACCUGUGCAAUUCGGGCAUUAAUCCCGGCAGCAUCGAAGCCCGCAUUAGGAUCCUGGAUCAGCUGUGGGCCAAAUUCGAAACACAGCACGAACUUAUCCGCAUCACCUACAAGGAGAGAUAUAACGAGAGUGAGUACGCAACUGACUUUUUUGAUACUGCAGAAAAUACUUACAUUCAACAAACACGCGGUAAGCUCGCCGAAUACGCCGAAUGUUACCAAACCGUUCUUUCAACGUCGGCUGCGUCGAACGAGCAACAAAAUAACGAUCGCUCAUUAAAAUCCGCACUGCCAAAGAUAAAAUUAUCUCCGUUCUCAGGCGCGUACGAAUAUUGGCCGUCCUUCCGCGAUUUAUUCCUGUCUGUGAUCGGCGAGAAUUCUGCUAUGUCUCCGAUUGAGCGAUUUCAUUACUUGCUCUCGGGCUUGCAAGGACCUGCGGAAAAAUUGAUACGGCCGUGA
Cataglyphis hispanica is the source of this 540-nucleotide messenger RNA. RefSeq lists its product as uncharacterized. The coding region runs from base 1 to 540 and encodes 179 amino acids. The transcript has a single exon. Lineage: Eukaryota; Metazoa; Arthropoda; Insecta; Hymenoptera; Formicidae. The record is from RefSeq and is a predicted model, not a curated record.